Molecule: messenger RNA, 2994 nt
Organism: Acanthamoeba castellanii str. Neff
Lineage: Eukaryota; Discosea; Longamoebia; Acanthamoebidae
Product: Rap/ran-GAP protein
Exons: 20
Coding region: 1-2994 (997 amino acids)
Biological process (GO): regulation of small GTPase mediated signal transduction; positive regulation of GTPase activity
Cellular component (GO): nucleus; cytoplasm
Molecular function (GO): GTPase activator activity
Source: RefSeq, a predicted model, not a curated record
AUGGACGAAUUCGUGGAACAGAGGGCCGCCAAUGGGGAGGUCCACAAUUGGCCUCGGUCGGUGGUCUAUUGCGUGGGCGAGCUGGCCACCAUGAUCCGUGACGCUGCCCGCGCCAUGGCCGCCCUCCCCGCCUACGCCCACCACCUUGCUCAGGUGGUGGAGGACCUGUGCCUGUCGUUCCAGCGCCGCUGUACGGUGGCGUACGAGGACGCCACGGAGAGCUCCCUAGCGGCCCGCAUCGUCUCCAAUUCCCUGGCGAGGAAGAACGCCGCCAAGAAGAAAAGGCACAACCACGCCGAAUCCGAGGCCGAUCCUCUCUCCCCGGAUGACACCAAGCCCCUCUCGCUCGCCUCGGAGGCGUCGCGGGAGAUCACGCUGGCCGUGGCAGCUGGGCAGCAGGAAGCCUCCGGACUCCUCCUCACCGUGGAGACCAUCAUUCCCCUCUGGCACCACGUGCUCAACAUCUUCGCCGGGGUGAAUGCCAUGAAGUCACCGGAGCUGCAGGCUGCCGGGAUUGGCGUGGUCACGUCGGUGGCCGACAUGCUGCUCCUGGCCGAAACGGAAGCUCCCCACGCUGCCCUCACCGACCCGUCGCGCCCCCGCCCGCUCGAGCUGCUCGAUGUCUUCGGCCCGUGGCUGUUCGCCGCCUGCCAGCUCUCCGAGGCGUUCGUGGUGGGCAAGGCGCUGGCGUACGGCACGCUGUGCCGACUGGUGUGUCGGCGGACAGAGGCGGCGCCCGGGAGCUGGCUGCUGGGCCACUUCUACCGCCUGCUGCGCGACGGGCUGGUGGCCCGGACGGACAUGCGGUGCGCCUACGCCAUCCUCCUCAACUCGUCCCUCCUCUUCGCCCUCGCCCUCGACGGCGCCUCCGUCCUCAUUCCCCACUACCUCGCCACCAUCCGCCACCUCAUCGUGGACGCUUCCGCGUGCACCCCGCCUCCUGACGAGGACAUCAAGCAGAGAGCGCUCUCCCUGGUGUGCUCCCUCGUCUCCGUGGGCAGCCAUCUGGACGGCCUCGACAUCGUCACCCGCAACUCCGCUCCCUACAUGGUGGCCCAGGCUCGAUCGGAGGUGGCGGACAUCCUGCGUAGGGCUCUCGCCCGCGAGAAAAGUGACGAGCUCAAGGCAAUGUGCGUGUGGGGCCUCUGUGUUCUGCUGUUCGAUGAGCUGCAUCGACCCCAGCCUGAGCAGGCAGCAGUCCUCCAGUGGCUCGAGGACCUCCUCCACGCCCUUGCCUCCCCCGACUCGAGCUACCCUGUCCUCCAGGCGGUGGUGGAUGCCCUGUCGUCCCUCUCCCUGGUGCUGGAUCGCCUCGCCGCCCUCGGCCAGUCGGUAACGUCUCUGGUGGUGACAAGCCUGGCCUCGCACGCCCUCGACCAGAUCGCUGCCAUCGGGCAGGGCCGCGCCAAGCCUUCCGCCGAGGGGAGCGUUGUGCGGGAGGUGGAAUGCGUGGUGGAUUGGGUGAUGGCGGCGGCGGGCGCCCACGUGCUGCAGGUGCUGGUGAGCGACGCAGGCCUCAUGCAGCACAUCCACGCUCUCCUCGAGGCCGGCGUGGCGGGCGCGCACGGGAGUGCGCCCAUCCGAGAUGCGACGGAGGCUGCCCUGUACAAGCUGGUCAACCACGCCGGCAACUUUCCGCCUCGCUCCGGCAUUGCCGUCCUCACGUCGCAGCUCUCCGAGACUGACGACCAGCCGCCGGGCGCCGCCGCCCCCGACCUGGCCAAGCAGCUGUUCUUCCUCUACAACCAGUCCUCCCUCGUCUCCCUCGUGCAGCCGCCCCCCUCCGCCACGCACCUCUUGCGGCCCGCCACCGACACACAGCCGCGCGAGGGCGAAGGCGAAGGCGAAGGCGAGAAGAGUUGGGGUGCGGCGAGGGUAGCGCGGGUGAUGGUGCGGGAUGCCACGGGCAAGUACGCCUGGGACGCCGUGCCUGCCUAUGCUCCUGCCGCCGCCACCGCCGCCUUCCGCCGCCCCUCGCUCGCCCCUCCCACCGACGGUCCCAGGGCAACGCAAGAGAGUACUGGGGCCGCCACCCCCGCCCCCGUAUCUCCCGCAGCAGCUCCGGAGGGUACCGCCGCCGCCGCCGACAAGCUCCACGCGAAGCUAUCCACACGCCCGCCGAUCGGCCAUCCCUCUCCGCUGCCUCUGUGCCUUCCCGGCCCAAGCACGCCGCCGCCGUCGGCCCCGGGUGUCGUUGAUGAGGACGUCGACGGAGCACGUUUCACUCUGCUGGAAAACACCGACAAGUUCCGCCGCAGCGUUUCGCAACUGGACAAGUCGGCCGAGCGGGAGCUGCAGAAGAUCGGGGUCAUCUACGUCAAGCGGGGGCAGGAGGACCAGAACACGAUUCUCCGCAACGACAAGGCGUCUCGUUCGCCCCUGUUCUCCGAAUUCAUCCACGCCCUCGGGUGGACCGUCCCCGUGGCCAACCACCUGGGCUACACUGGCGGGCUCGAUCGCCUCAACCGAACCACAGAGCAGAAGCGGCACGUGGGCAACGACAUCGUGCACAUCGUAUACAGCGAACAUGCGCGCGACUACCAUCCGGUGACGAUCACGUCGCAGUUCAAUGAUGCACACGUGGUGGUCUAUCCGCUGCCGGAUGGCCUGUUCCGCGUGCAGGUGUUCCGCAAGCCUGGGGUGGGCCUCUUUGGGCCUCUCAUCGAUGGGAUGGUGGUGCGCAAGGAGCUGGUGGGCCAGCUCGUCCGCCAGACGGCCAUGAACGCCAACCGCUACGUGCGCUACAGCACGCAGGGCUACGAACCCCCCUACCCCACCCGCCGCCGUUACCUCAACGACCUCGCCCACCGAUUCUCGCUGGACCCCGACCCCCCUGCCCUCCUCGCUGAAGUCGUGUAUCCCACGCCCGACCGCGCCUACCUGCAUCCUCCCGCCGCAUCCUCCCCUCUCCCCACCGCCUCCCCUUCUGACUCCUCCCCGGCCACCUCCUCCGCCAUCACCAUCGCAGCGGCAAGUGGCGUAACGCCUUCCUGA